AUGCGUCUUCUCCCCGAGCCCAGCGCGCAGUCUUUGCGGCUCAUCUUUCUGCUAAUAUUCGUGAUGGGGGUGGCACCGUCCCCAGCUUUAACUGCGGGUUGUCCUGACCGUUGCGUGUGCGACGACCAGUUAGUCGUUCAGUGUGCCGGGCAGCAACUGACCGACUUUCCCGCCGACCUCCCGCUAGCCACCCGGCAGCUCAUAAUCUCAAACAACCGUAUCGGUGAGCUACCGGCGCUGCAGCUCAACUACCUGUCCGACUUAGUGUACCUGGACUGCAGCAACAACUCUCUCACGGAGAUAUCGGAGUCAACAUUUGGAAACCUCCGGAAGCUUGCCUACCUAGAUCUGUCCUUCAACAUUUUAGCCCAAAUAGAUGACCGGACGUUCGGCCCGUUGGCCAGCCUGGUGAUGCUGAGAAUGACGGACAAUCCCGGUCUCUCAGAGAUUCACCCUGAUGCUUUCUCGGAGAACGCUGCACUCCAGGUGCUGGAUGUCAGCCGGAACAACCUAACAACGCUUAAUAUCAGCACCCUUAUUGCCUUGCCCGCCCUUCGAUCCCUUGGUCUGAGCGGGAACCCCUGGCGCUGUGACUGCGACACCGAGGACCUCUGUCUUUGGGUGCAAAUCGAAGGAUUCAAGUUUCAAGAUGAAGGGCAGACUGUGUGCCGGGGGCCUCCAGACAUGACGGGGCAGAGGCUAGCUGAGGUGGGCAUGCAGCUUCGGGCCGAGUGCCACCAGGGCCUGGGCUACUGGGACUACCUCUUCUUCAUCGCCAUCGGCUUCGUCAUCUUCUCGGCCGGCACGGUGUCCGCCUGGGUGAUGGGCGUGCUGAUGGUGCUGUACGAACGCUACAGCAAGAAGAAGAGCGAGCAGCUGGACAGUGAUGACGAGGCGGACAGAGGCGGGACAGGGACUAACCAGGGCAACGGGGACCUGAAGAAGCCCAGCAUGCAGGUGUGA
Messenger RNA from Conger conger (European conger), 963 nucleotides. Its product is annotated as leucine-rich repeat-containing protein 52-like. The record is from RefSeq and is a predicted model, not a curated record. Gene Ontology annotation, cellular component: voltage-gated potassium channel complex. The transcript has 2 exons. Gene Ontology annotation, molecular function: potassium channel activator activity; voltage-gated potassium channel activity; transmembrane transporter binding. Bases 1 to 963 code for a protein of 320 amino acids. Lineage: Eukaryota; Metazoa; Chordata; Actinopteri; Anguilliformes; Congridae.